AUGCAAGGGAAUAACAACAGCUCGUAUGUGGGUUUCAACCUGCAAGCUCCGAUUCGGAUCCACGAGACUUUCCCCCUCACAAAUGGUACCAAUCAAGAAACCCAAUGUCUUUCCCUUAGCGACUACAACAAACCCGACCUAAGAGCAAAUUCGGCAAGCGAUGAGGACGAGCCGAGUUUUAAUGAGGAUCCCAAGGGGAAAAAGUCAACCUCUCCAUGGCAACGCGUGAAGUGGACAGAUGCCAAGGUUCGGCUUUUGAUCACGGCCGUCUCGUACAUAAAUGAGGAGAUGGGCCCCGAACACGGACCUAAGAAGAAACUCGCAAACUUGCACAAGAAGGGUAAAUGGAAAUCCGUCUCGAAAGUCAUGGCCGAGCGGGGCCACCUAGUUUCUCCCCAGCAGUGCGAGGAUAAAUUCAACGACCUUAAUAAACGAUACAAGAGGCUGAACGAGAUUUUGGGACGAGGGACUUCGUGUGAGGUAGUUGAGAAUCCCGCGCUUUUGGACUUGAUGGACCAUGUUUCUGAAAAGGCCAAAGAUGAGGUCCGGAAAAUCCUAAGCUCGAAACAUUUGCAUUAUGAGGAGAUGUGCUCCUACCAUAAUGGGAACCGCUUGCACUUGCCUCCCGACCCGGAUUUGCAGCAUUCUUUGAGAUUGUUGGCCCUCAGGAGCCGAGACGAUCACGAUGAGGGCGAGUUGAAACGGCAUUUGAAUGAAGAGAAUGACGAAAUUGACGAUCGAGAAGGGGAAUUCGACGAGCGUGAAGAAAAUCCAGGCAAACGGGUCAAACGAUGCCCGAGGCACGAGGAGUUUAGCUUCAAGAAUUCUCUGGGCCCUUUUAAUCGCGAUGCGGGUGUUAAUAUUUUGGUGCAAAAUGAUAAUGCGUCUGCUGAGGGUAUGAAAGCGAAUCUAAUUUCACAAACGAGCCAGGCGAGUAAUUGGAAUAAGCUUCAGCUGGAGGAGCAGAGGCUGCAUAUAGAGGCCCAGAUGCUGGAAUUAGAGAAACAGAAGUUUAAGUGGCACAGAUUUUGUCGUAAAAAGGAUCGGGAGUUGGAGGUGAUGAGGAUGGAGAUUGAGAGGAUGAAGCUCGAGAACGAGAGGAUGGCUUUGGAAUUAAAGCGGAUGGAGAUGGGUUUGGAUGACAAUUGA
Striga hermonthica is the source of this 1149-nucleotide messenger RNA. The record is from the annotation of a GenBank genome assembly. NCBI's taxonomy places the organism in Eukaryota, Viridiplantae, Streptophyta, Magnoliopsida, Lamiales, Orobanchaceae.